CAUUCAAGGUAAUCUUUCUAUUGCCGAAUAUUUUUUGAAGAUUAAGAACUUAUGUUCAGAGAUCUCAUUAUUAAAUCCGGAUGAGGCUAUCUCUGAAGCACGAAUGAGAAGAAUUAUCAUUCGUGGUUUGAAGAAAGAAUAUAUUCCUUUUGUUACAUCAUUUCAAGGAUGGGCUCAACAACCAUCCUUGGAGGAGUUUGAGAAUUUGUUGUCAUCACGGGAGCUACUAGCCAAACAGAUGGCUAGUGUGUCUAUCAAAGAAGGGGCGGGAAAUGCUCUUGUUGCUAACAAGAGGAAUUUUAAAGAAAUACAUGAGCGAAGUUACUCAAGAGAGAUGAUACAUUCUCAAUUCCAUGAGGGGUCAAGCUUGCCAAGACAGAAGGAAGAGUAUUCUAAUAACGGUAAGAAGACUAUUAAAUGUUAUCGAUGUGGUGAAGUAGGACACAAAAAAAGAUUUUGCCGAGCCAAGGAAAGCUACAUGGCUCAAACUGAGAGAGCUCCUGAAGAAGAAGAUUGGGGAAGGUGCUUUGUAGCUGAGACUCGAGUAGUAGAUGCCUUGGCUUCUCUCAAUUUCGAAAGAGGCUGGAUCGUGGAUUCAGGAUAUAAUACGGUCCAUCACGUGGAGAAGGAAGACACUGGUGUCAUCAACAAGAAGCAAGAAAAUUUUGAAAAUGUUCAGACUGGUGACGUGGUAGCUGUUACCGAAGAAAUCAACGAAGCAAAUCCUGAAGCUGGUAAUAAAAGUCUGGACGUGAGGGAUGUUGAAGUAGAACCCGAGCAGGCAGUGUCUGAAACUAUAUAUGGCAAUAGUGACCAUUCCGGAGAAAGCAUUGAGGGAGUUGUAGUGGAAGUUGAAGUCUCUGGUCAAUCAUCUGACAUAUCAGAGUCAAUCACUAGCUCAGAUCAAAUACUGGAAGCAGAUGGAGAAGCCGGCGGUCAAAUAAAUGAAGAGGUUGACCUUGAAGGAUCAAUUUCAUAUGGAGAUACAAGCAGUAUGAUUUUUGGAAGCUCUGAAGCUGCCAAACAAUUAUUGAGGAGCUGGAAAGGGAAUGUAGUUGUGGAUCCUAUCUUUGAUAACACAAUUGUUAAGGAGCUAAGAGAAAGGGGGAGUCUGGAAACUCAAGAAUGUGAAGUUCAGCAUGAAGAUGAUUCACGUGGUUCGCAAAGGCCAAAAAGAAAUGGUGGCAAGUCUGCCCGAUGUAGAGAUGAAAAUUUUAUCAAGACGUAUUCAUGUUUCUUUGGAGGCCCAAUUAUUAGCGAAAAACCAUCAUCAUUUGAAGAAGGAAGAAGUGUCGGGAAAACAUUGUUGAGAUCUUCACCAAGGCAUGUCCAAAAGCUUCGUCUGAGUUCUUUCGCGACAAGUUCAGGAUAG
This is a messenger RNA of Lycium ferocissimum, 1372 nucleotides long. RefSeq lists its product as uncharacterized. The record is from RefSeq and is a predicted model, not a curated record. Bases 104 to 1372 code for a protein of 422 amino acids. Gene Ontology annotation, molecular function: nucleic acid binding; zinc ion binding. Lineage: Eukaryota; Viridiplantae; Streptophyta; Magnoliopsida; Solanales; Solanaceae. The transcript has 3 exons.